AUUAAAGCUGACAUCAUCCCUUUUUUUUCUCUCUGCCUCUCUGUAUGGGGCAGGGCUGUAGGAGUCAAACAGAGGGAGCGGAGGGAGGAAUCAGUGAGUCCUGUAUUCUGCUGCCUGGGAAGUGUGUGCUGUAAGGAACUCUGCUCAUAAAAAACAUGGCAAACAAAGGGCCUGCCUACGGACUGAGCCGCGAGGUGCAGCAGAAGAUCGACCAGAAGUACGACAAUGAUCUGGAGACCAUCUUGGUGCAGUGGAUCAAAGCUCAGUGUGGGACUCAUGCUGGGUCGUUCGACGGGCAAGGGAAGUCAGCCGUACAGGUCUGGCUAAAGGACGGCACUGUGCUUUCCCAUCUCAUUAACUCCUUGGCCCCUGGGUCUAUUGCAAAAGUGCAGACAUCUGCCAUGGCGUUCAAGCAGAUGGAGCAGAUCUCACAGUUCCUGAAGGCCUGCGAACGAUACGGAAUUCCGGCCUCCGAUCUGUUCCAAACUGUUGACUUGUGGGAAGGCAAGGACAUGGCCAGCGUACAGAGGACACUCAUGAAUUUGGGGGGCAUUGCUGUGACAAAGGGUGAUGGCUACUUCCGUGGUGACCCCAACUGGUUCCCAAAGAAAUCCCAGGAGAACAAGAGGGAGUUCUCCCAGGACAAGUUAAAAGAGGGCCAGAACAUCAUCGGCCUUCAAAUGGGCACCAACAAGGGAGCAUCGCAGUCCGGCAUGACUGGCUAUGGCAUGCCAAGGCAAAUCCUCUGACCACACAGACGACCGAAGGAACCAUCCAAGAACCAAAAUGGAUACAUACUCAUCUCCCAUAACUUGCCCAUUCCUUCUCUCCACCCUUCACCUUCUGUUAGUUGAUAGGGCACAUUCCCGACCAUGUCUGAGGCACCACUGUGCUUUCAGAGAGCAAUCUUUCUUACUGCCAUUAAGCUCCGAACCACUUUAGCAUAUAAACAUUACAGUGUUUGCAGGAAGCAGACUAGUUAGCCAGCAUCAAGUGGGUCUUGACCGAUUGUAUGCUUAUAUCUCAAGCUUGGAAUUGUGCUUAGAUAGCCGUAGCUAUAUCUCCACACCCAUUUCAAGGACCCUAGAAAUUAUUUAAAUAUGGAACGAAGCUGUUCUGGUAAAUAAGGCAGCUGUUUGGUUCUCAGCAGUGAACAGAAAGAUGACUCCAUGUCUUAAUUUUAUUGCCUUAAUAUGGUGGGCACCACGAUGAUCUUCCUUCUUCUCUCUUGCCUUAACAUUCCACUUGUAGUGCCUAAUUAUUUUUUUUUAUAUGUAUACCUGUUUGACCAAAUUUUAAAAGUUUUUGUACCUCCCCCCCAAAAACCAGACUGAUUUUUUUUUGUUCGGUUUUGACUAAAUGUUUGGUAAGCAUUUUCACAAAGGUCCCGUAGCAUUGUUCCAUAUAUUCCGCCAUUGAGGCGUUCUACGGCACACUGAGUUUCUCCCUGCCGUGGAUUUCUUUCCAUUGAUACCCAUAAUAUUUGCAUGGGUCACCUCAAGCCUGCUCGUUAAAUACCUAGCCAGGGAGACGUUGAGCGACAGGUAGCGGGUAUUUGCUUUGUAGCUAAUACUGAAGCCCAUCAGAAAGUCCCGUUGGCCUGAACAAGGCAUCAGAAGGGUCUUUUGGGGCAACACAAGUCAAUAAUGCCAUUUCUCAAGUAAAUGGAACCUUCAACCAACCAGUUGUUGUUGAGCUAUUAAUCUCAGAAUACUGGGAGGUCUGAAGAUCUUCACAUCCAUGCUUUAUAAUCUAUCCACUUCAGUUUGGGCGCUUCGGCAUUGUGCUGGGGUCCACCUUCUCUCCUUCCCUGCUUGCCACCAUAUUCCUGCCUGUGUAAACCAGUGGUUCUACCUUCUGUUCCCCUCAAGAUAUGUUGCUGAUAAAUAUUCAAUUAAAGACCAAUCUAUGUUUAUAGAAA
Messenger RNA from Xenopus tropicalis (tropical clawed frog), 1921 nucleotides. It is a transcript of the gene tagln2, whose product is annotated as transgelin 2. The record is from RefSeq and is a predicted model, not a curated record. The transcript has 5 exons. Gene Ontology annotation, molecular function: actin binding. NCBI's taxonomy places the organism in Eukaryota, Metazoa, Chordata, Amphibia, Anura, Pipidae. The coding region runs from base 156 to 749 and encodes 197 amino acids.